Messenger RNA from Trypanosoma cruzi, 1149 nucleotides. RefSeq lists its product as uncharacterized. The coding region runs from base 1 to 1149 and encodes 382 amino acids. The record is from RefSeq and is a predicted model, not a curated record. The transcript has a single exon. Gene Ontology annotation, biological process: trans-Golgi to periciliary membrane compartment transport; microtubule anchoring at centrosome. NCBI's taxonomy places the organism in Eukaryota, Euglenozoa, Kinetoplastea, Trypanosomatida, Trypanosomatidae. Gene Ontology annotation, cellular component: centriole; spindle pole; centrosome.
AUGAGAGAGAACAUAUCCCUGACAGACCUGGGACUGGAGCUGUGGAUUCUCGUGUACCACCUAUAUGACAAACACAAAAGUGAUCCGGAUGUGGCGUUUCGUGAGCUGACUCUACGUACUCGAUGUGUGUGCAGCAGCGAAGACCUCCUCAUCGCCAGAAGCCCAUCGUCGUUGUUGAGCACGCAAUGGUAUCGGGAAAUGAACACGCGCUAUAGGGAUUUGCGGCGGCGCCUGAGGGAGUCUCAACGGGUGGUCUUGGAGGAGGCUGAGGAGGUGACGCGCAGUUUGUACCCCGCGGGUUGUGUGGCGAAGGAAUACGCGGACGCACUUCAAACAUGUGCGGCGAUGCUUACCGUUUCUAUGCCAAGUCAGGCAGUUGCGAGGUUUACCGAAUACCGCGUACAGGAGCUUGCGUCGCUGGAUGUUGCCACAGUUACUGUGGAAGAACUUGUCGAUGAUCUUAUAGAGCGCCCGGUGCUGGAUGCCCUGACCCCGCCGCAGUGGUGGACGUUUGACACGGAUGGAAAUGGAUCCGUUUCGCUAAAUAGUAUUGGGCUCCGUGCUCGGCCGGCACAAAUAGACAUUCUGUACACGUGUUCUGAAAAAAAGUGGCGUUGCCGCAUUCAUUUGGACGGUAUUCUCCACGAAAGUGGGCCGACAGCACCCAUCGCCAGGCGCCUUGCACGCACACAUGGUGCUCUGCUCAGCGAAGAACGGUUUCGCAAAUAUCUCGUGCAUCUUCAGAGCCUUAUGAAGCACGCCGUAGAGGACGGCGACCUAGGGCACUCUUCGAACAGCACGAUGAAGGAUUGUCAUUAUGGUUGUGAAUACCCGCAAAAACAGCAACAACAAGAGCAGGUAUCUGCGCUUGCUUCGGCAAUAGAAUUGGAUAGAAGAAGGGACGGGACGCAGAAGCCCUUGAAUGCCUUGAACAAGGCCGAUGUAGGGCUUCUUUACCGUGACCCAGAGGCCGCUCUGGACAAUGUGGACCUCAACGACGCCGAUGAUGUUACUCUGCAGGAGUUUAAGGCUAAGAUGGAGGAGAAGUUUUUGGAAAAAGUUGUGCGGCCCGGCGAUUCUGGCUACGAGUACGACAAGCGUGUUGAGGUGAAGCCGACGGAGCGCAGCGAGUGGGACGACUCAGACUGA